UCUCCAGGGAACUUGCGGGCCAUGUUUUCCAUAUCAGCCCGGAUCUUGUUCUGAAGUGUCGUCCCCAGUUUGACAAUGCCUUACCCGAGCAGGUGGAAGAGAUGGAAAAGAGCAGCAUUAGAAUCGAGGCCGAGAAGGCGGUAUAAAACGUCUCGAUGGAGAACCAGCACCCUAAUAUCGUGCGGUGCAUCCUCCAUACCCUGAAGGGCAUCUUUCUACACCAAAUGAAGUCUACACUUCAAGGACGGCUAGAGUCUCAGACCGCACCCAUUCCGGCCAUUGCCCAGGAACGCUGGGUUCACUGGCCCUGGCCUGACGUCGCUCCCCCAGCUCGCAUCCAGAAGCUGAUCAGGGGUGAGCUCCCGUCGACCUCGGCGGAUCAGCUGUUUGGCGGGAUGACGACGAGGUGCUGGCAUGGCGAGUAUGCCUCCGUGGCGGAUGUCCAGCAGGAUGUCCUGUCCCGGCUUGGACGGAGCGUUGCGGAGGAGGGCUGUGAGAAAAACCGGGGUUGAGGAAAUGGCUGCGCAUUAUCCGCUGUUGAGAGCGGAGUGCGAGGAGUUCCUGGCAAAGCAGAAAGCUCUUGAGUGAC
Molecule: messenger RNA, 589 nt
Organism: Thermothielavioides terrestris NRRL 8126
Lineage: Eukaryota; Fungi; Ascomycota; Sordariomycetes; Sordariales; Chaetomiaceae
Exons: 1
Coding region: 156-512 (118 amino acids)
Source: RefSeq, a predicted model, not a curated record